CCACCGCAUUCCAUGGGCCUGCGCCUGUAUAAAUAAAAUGGUCGCAGUGGGGCAGCAAUCAAAGCAGCCGCUUCGUCGGAGCCUUCAACACCUCAGCACCUGGGUCUCUAGCCACUAGCGAUAUGGAUAACCGCAGUUUGCUGCUGAGGCUUUCAAUUGUGGUGGCGCUGGUGUUGCUGCUCGUCUGCGUACCGGAAACGGAUGCGGGGGGCCACCAGAAGAAAAAGAAAAUCGUGAUCCACGUGCCCAUUCACAAGAAAAUCGAAAAGCACAUACACACUGUGGUUAAACACGUGCACCACCACCACAAGCCGCUCGUCCUGAAGGAGGAGAAGAAGGUGAUCCACGAGGACCAUCGACCCAUCCAGAUCCACCAGACCAAGGAGCACAUUCACCACCACGAGAAGCACGAUCAUCACGAUCACCACGACCACCAUGAUCAUCACGAACACCACCACCCACUUCCGCCUCCGGUAGCGCCUCCAGUCCUUCCGGAACUCGAGGAGGAAGAGGAGCACAUCCACCACCACCACAACUACGAGCACAGAGGCGGACUGCGGGACGACUUCAUCGGCGGCGACGGGAGCAGCAGUGAGGAGCGCUGACUAUGCAGCGCCCAAGUGGGGGCGCAGACUUACCGGAGGUGGUUGACGUGGACCGAUCGAUCGAAUCAACCCGGCUCCUUGUGAUUCCCUAGAUACAUGGGCACCCUUUUUGUUUGUUUUUUUUUUGUAGCCUAAUCUUAGUUUAAGUGUAAAGGGAAAUAAAGUUAAUUCGGAGGAAGAAGUUAGUUUUAGGUAAAUGUGAAGGGCAUCUAAAGCCAAGGUUACUCAUAUUUGGUGUUUAGCUUUGCCAUUAUUCAAUAAGUUAGGCUCUACGAAAUGUUAUAAAAGGGGACUUGGUAGUUUUUCCCGUUAAAACAAACAUGUUUCAGAAUAUAACUUAAUAUUCAAAUAUUAUUAAUACGUUACAUUAAUAGUAUUAAUGUUUAUAUUACACUCAAUUAAACGCUCUUAAAAUUCAAGGUGAGGCCUCUUAAGAAGUUGGCGAUUUAAUGACUAUUUUAGUUAUUUACUUAAUAACGUUUAUGAAAUAAACAUAUUUUUAAAAUUGAAAUACUAGACCGCAGUGUUACCAUAUCUCACAGUGAUAUCGAAGUGCGAUAGAGCCCGAUAGGUUUGGACCAAUAAUCGAUGACAGGACAGGCUCUAAACAAAAGAAAAAAAAUUAAAAUUACGGCAGGAUUGCGAGCGAUAUUCGUUUUAUCCCUUCGCAGCAUCAUUGAGACCCCGGAAAAGACAGUACGGCGUAACGCCAGUCCGGAGUUGCAGUGUUUCCAGCGGAGCCGCAGCAUUGUCUCCUGUCCCACAG
Drosophila yakuba is the source of this 1371-nucleotide messenger RNA. Its product is annotated as histidine-rich glycoprotein. Lineage: Eukaryota; Metazoa; Arthropoda; Insecta; Diptera; Drosophilidae. The coding region runs from base 123 to 605 and encodes 160 amino acids. The record is from RefSeq and is a predicted model, not a curated record. The transcript is spliced from 3 exons.